AGCAAAAAUUAAGAAGAAAAGUCAACGUGAUAAUGUGAAAAAGCUCCAGUUUUUUACGCACUUGGCAUCAUAUCGGAAAAUAAAACAGUUUUUUGUAAUAAUUUAAGUGGAAAACGAAGCUGAAAAGAUUUAUCUCGUGAAAAAAGUGCUUGUGCUGCAGAAAACAUUAAAAUUUACUUGAAAAACUAACAGUUGAACCAGAGGAAGCCUGCACAAAAUGGUCGCUACCAAACCUAUACAGAAACGUCGAGGAGGUUUCAGUGGUAUGCCCGGUAGGCCACGCUUUAAGCCUAAAAAUUCCCGGAAUCUAUUCAACGCCAACCAGUUAGGUGACAAUCCAGGUUUCGUGGACUUCAACGAUGACAUUCAAAUUCCUGCGGCGCCUGCUACCUCGACCGUGGAAACCUCGACGAAUUCAGCGCCUGCUACAAACAGCAAUACAGCAGUUGCGACUACAGCAGGAUCACAAGAAGCAAAAGGUUUUAACAAUCGGAAGGGAAACCUUAAUUUAAAGCGGCCGAAUGCACGAAACGGUUACCAGUCGCGACGGAUGUUUCCGGCAAUGAACGCACCCUGGGGCCCUCCCAUUCCUCCUAUGCCCCCCAUGUACCCGAUGGGUGGUGGUCGUCGUAACGGACCAUUUCCACCGAUCCCACCACCGCAUUUUCGUGUUCCCCCGAUGGGGAUGCGUGGAAUGCGUGGAGGUCCAAUAAUGCCACCACCUCCUCCGAACGGUCGCUUCAACAUGCACCCUAUGGGACCCGGUCCGAUGGCAAUGAUGCCACGGCCAAUGCCACCGAUACCGCCAAUGCGAGGUCCAAUGAUGAAUCCAAUGGGUCGUGGAAUUCCUCCGGCGCUUAGAAAUCGCCCCGAUGGCCCCCAACCGAUGCGGCGUACCCCGAACGGUAAGCUACCGCCCGGAGGUCGACCCGGUAAGCCCGGCCGGGGUGCUAUUCGACCGAGCACUAUUGCCAACGGGAAGGGAACUAAGCCUAUAAACAGAAAACCUCGUGUAAAGGGAACGGGCAAACCUAGAGAGGAAUAUCCGCUGGAUAAACCGUGGGUAACGCAGGAAAUUAGGGAUGAGCACGAGAAGAAGGUUGAGCUGGCCGAACGACUGAAGGGUCACAAGGAUGAUGCUUUGUUUGGGCAGUUCAAGGAGCAGCGGGACAAGUUUGUCACAAUGUAUGAUGCUGCAAGGCUGGAGUUUAUCGGAAAGCAUCCUGAACAGGACGUUGAUAAAAUUCUGGCCGGCAAAAAUGCCAAAAUCGAAAGUAAAAAUUCAAAAGAUGCAGUUUCUACUGAUUCUCCUGCUGCUACUACAGCUAGUACUACUGCCGGUGCUGCUGCUGCUGAUGCUACAACUACGACUACCACUACAACCGCUACUGCUAGCGAUGCCGGGAAAUCUGCGGCUUCCUCCGCCUAAGCUGAAUUACUAACUUAGAAUCUUACUUGCCCGUGGCUACCUACAUUGCAUUGCGCUCUCACAAAUGAAUCCGUUCGAACAGACCACGGUAAGGGCGGAGGAAGUACGAUAAAUUCAUCAUUAUUAUUCCGAACGGAAGCAAAUUCAAAAUUUGCUAUAGUAUAACCAGAGAUUUUAUUAAAGUUUUGGAACCAAUUUAGCGAUUAGCACUGAACUAGAGCGCAAAAACUUUACUAUUUUAAAGCAUGAUCGUAUCGAACAUGAAACGGAUUCAGUAAAUAUUACAGACAACUUACUUGCAAAGGUGCAAAUUUUAGCAUUGAAUAAUUUCGAACAAACAUUGUUUUGCGCGGCAUUGCUCUUAUUGUACCAUUUUAAUCGAUAGUGAUGAAGGAGUGAAGCAAUUUUUAAACAAAAGAAAAGCCGUUUGCUGUAGUAAAAAAAAAUCUGCUUUAAAAACUGCCAUACCAAGUCUAAUCGUUCAAAAUUAAAACGCAGCUUUCAAUAUUUUUAAUCUAAAUUAGUUUUGCAAGGUCAUAAACCACGUUCUUCACUCCGCAUGUAGGUUUUUUUGGUUCAAAUUAAUAUCAAAAGAUUAAUGAAUACAAUAUAUUAGCAAUGUAGUGGUACAAUUUUUAAAUGUAGUUCCCUCUGACGAGAAACAAUUGCGUCAAACUGUCGUUCUAUUGAUUGUAGCAACACGAAAAUUAAAACAGUAGCUUCAAUGGCUCAUCUAACUAGACUUGUAAUAAAGGACAUAGUUCUUUCUGUGAAUUAAUUUGUGCUGAAUUUUACACGAAAUAAAUAGACAAAAGCAAUGCGUUGGUUUUAUUACUUUCCAGUCGUGCAUGUGAUUAGUUUGUUCAGCCAACGUAACUUCUAUCCUAAUAUCCUUAACCUCACUAAACAGGUUGUGUACUUUUCAGUCGAAUUUUAAAGAGACGACUCAAGCAUUUGUUAGCUACACAUAAACCCCGAUCGCAAAGAACUGAAUGGCAUAACCUUCAGUCAAUCAAUACCCAUUUUCUUACUAUUAACUAAGAAAGUUUACUUUAAGAAACCAGAAAUGUUUAAUUACACAUUCUUUAUAAAUGUCGCAUCUAGACCUUUAAAGGCCAAUUAUAUUCGUGACCGUAGUAUAACUAUUGCCGUCAAUAAUUACAACAAAGAUGUUAUUUCCGUUUCGUACUGUGUACCGAAUAAGUCAGUUAAUUGUAAUUACUAAAAGUCGAUAAUUCAGCACAAAAACACUGGAAAAGAAUCUUCUAAAUGUUCCUAUCCGAUCCCUACCGUUCUCUGACUGCUUACUGGAAAAAUACUAUUAUCUGAUUAUGCUUUUUCUUGUUCCAGUAAGCAGAUCAAGAAAUCAUUUGUGUCGUUUGCUAAGAGAAAGAACAAAGCGUAGUCGUAGUCAUCAGUAAAAACUAACUUUAUGCAUCGAGCGUGUUGAUUUACUUGUUGGUCCGGGAGAAAUUCUCGGCCGAGUGCAAUGGCAGAACAAUAUCUAUCACUAACGAAUACACUGAAUGUAUAGAUUACUGAACGAGAGCAUAUACAGGGUGUUUGGUUCAUGGUUAAGAAUCUCUCGGGGGGUGAUAGACUGUCAUAUUUGGAGAAAAAAAUUGUUCUAAACAUACCCUCAAAUCUCAACCGUUACAGAGUUAUUGAACUUUUUGUGUAAAAAACUUAUUUGUCUUAAAAUACCUCUAACUUUAAAAGUAUACUUUGUAUUUCAAAUGUUUUAGUUCCAUUCGAAAGGUGAGAAAAUUUCCCAUUGAAUAUUGUUCUCAUAUCUUUUAGUUAAUUAGUUUUAAUUACCUUUUAGCUGUAAAGUAGUUAAAAGUUAGUGUUUUUGAGGAGGUUUUUGCUAAUUUUCUCGAAAUAAUGAAGUAUGAUUGUAGCAAUAUCCAUUAUCCAAAAGUUGGGUUUUAGGACGAUUCAUAAUUUGUUCUUGGACGUCAUAUUCCUAUCACUUCACAUUUCUUUGUAGUUUCAUUACUAUACUUUUCCUGUAACCGACUUGCAAGUGCUUAAAAGAUUCUAAUCUAAAAAAUAUGCUUUAUAUCGUUAUUUACAAGAUUUCAUUGGAAAGCUGAGAAAAUGUCCUAUCAGUGUAUGUACAAAUAUCUUUUAGUUAAGUCUACUAAAUGAUUUUUUACUAACGAAAUAUCUAAAAAUUUGUGUUUUUUGGAGAGUUUUUUAAUUAUUCUAAUUAUUAAUCAACAAAAUUUAUCGUUACUCUUGUUCGUUUGAUGCCCCUUAAUGUUCUCUAUAACUUUUUAUUUGAAACUUUGUCUAUAUCUCUUUUCAUUUGACUGCUAUUUAAUAGUUAACACAGCAUGACCUCGCCGCAAAUGUAGUUGGUUCGAAAUCGUUAUGUUUGCAUAUGAAACGAUGUGAUAAAAAGGAUUUUGCGUCGAAACCAAAUGAGAUAAUUGGAUGGCGUCAAAGAAAGAACUGUAGAACUUGCUGAGAUGCAUUAUUUUCAUGAUAAUAAUGGUGAUGUUUAUUACUUACAAUUUUAAGAAAAUUAACGAAAAUGCUAAUAAUAGCACUAACUUUAAACUAAUUUAAUUCAAAAAGAAUACUAAAUUCACUUAACUGAAAGGUAUUAAUACAAUUUUCUCUGUAAAAUUUUCCUGGCUUUCGAAUGAAAAGAAAAAUAAUACAAAAAGUGCCAUACUUUUUCAAUUAGAGCUGGUAUUAGUGAAAAUGAGAUAAAAAUAUCCAAGUUAAAUAACCCAAACUCAUGAAAAUAAGAAAAGGUAAGUGCAUAAUGUCAAAGAACGAAUUAUGCAGCUCUUCAAGACUAACAAUCUGGAUUAUUAAAAUGAUGAGGUUAACUAUUAGAAUUUUUAAGAAAUGUACGAAAAAUCGAUUAAAAAUGUUUAAUUUUCAAUAAAUUACUUUGAAAAGGCUACUUAAACUCAUUAGCUGAAACAUGUGAUGGCAUCACUCAAUGCGAAAUUUUCUCACCUUCCCAGUGGAUCUAAAAUAUUUGAAAUACAAAGUAUACUUUUUGAGUUAGAGGUAUUUUAAGACAAAUAAGCUUUUAACACAAAAAGUUCAAUAACUUUGUAACGGUUGAGAUUUAAGGGUAUGUGUAGAACAAUUUUUUCUCCAAAUAUGACAGUCUAUCACCACCCGAGAGAUUCUUAAUCAUGAACCAAACACCCUGUAUAAACAAUGGAACCUUUUGAACAGACUUCCGACUUUUAUCACACACACAGAUACAUACAAACAUACACUAUAAUACAGAGUACACAAUGGACAACACUUCAAGGACGGAGGUAUAUCUUAAUCGUAUAAAUAAAUUAUGAAACAAA
Messenger RNA from Topomyia yanbarensis, 4755 nucleotides. Its product is annotated as DNA-binding protein K10-like. NCBI's taxonomy places the organism in Eukaryota, Metazoa, Arthropoda, Insecta, Diptera, Culicidae. The transcript is spliced from 2 exons. Bases 218 to 1429 code for a protein of 403 amino acids. The record is from RefSeq and is a predicted model, not a curated record.